AUGGCCAUGGAAGAAAAGGUGGUGGAACCGUAUUCAGGCUGGAGACUGUUCUUCAAUGGAGCAGUCAACUACAAAGGAUCAGGCAUCAGAGCGGUGUUGAUAUCGGAAACAGGUCAACACUAUCAGAUGGCUGCAAAGCUAAACUUUAGAUGUACCAACAAUAUGGCGGAAUACGAAGCAUGUAUCCUAAGCCUCCGGAUGGUGCUGGAUAUGAACAUAAAGGAAUUGUUGGUGAUCGGGGACUCCGACUUGCUUAUCAAUCAAGUAAAAGGAAAUUGGGCGACCAAAAAUGAUAAAAUACUCCCAUAUGUGAAUCUGGCACAAAGAUUGUGCGGAAGAUUCAAGAGUAUUGACUUCAGGCAUACGCUAAGGGCUCAAAACGAGUUCGCAGACACAUUAGCCAGGAUAGCGUCUAUGAUCCAACAUCCUGAGAGUGCCCACAUUGAUCCGCUGCAGAUCACGCUGAGGGAAGAGCAAGCUCACUGCGCUCAUGUAGAGGCUGAGCCAGAUGGCCUACCAUGGUGCGUCGACAUCAAGACUUACCUGGAAAGAGGAGAGUAUCCUCUAGAGAGUUCGGCAAAUCAAAAGAAAACCAUCAGGAGAUUGGUUAACGAUUUCUUCUUUAACAAAGAAGUGAUAUACAAAAGGACCCCUGAUCUCGGAUUGCUCAGAUGCGUGGAUGCCGAAGAAGCCACAUAA
Lycium barbarum (goji berry) is the source of this 699-nucleotide messenger RNA. RefSeq lists its product as uncharacterized. Lineage: Eukaryota; Viridiplantae; Streptophyta; Magnoliopsida; Solanales; Solanaceae. The coding region runs from base 1 to 699 and encodes 232 amino acids. The record is from RefSeq and is a predicted model, not a curated record. Gene Ontology annotation, molecular function: nucleic acid binding; RNA-DNA hybrid ribonuclease activity. The transcript has a single exon.